AUGGAGGAGGGCCCCCUGCUCGGCAGCAUGUCCGGUCCCGAAGAGGCGAUGGUGCCAGACCUGUUCGGCGCAGACGGCGGGUUUGCUUCGGAAAACCUGCCCCUGAAGGCCCCGGCAGUGGCGAGGGCCGGGGACGAGGAGUUCCACGGGCUCAGAGACGCAUACCUGGGCGCCGCGGACCCCACGGAGCCGCUGCUGCACGCGUUCAACCCCCCGCUGACCGCGGCCUGCGAGGACGAGGCCAAAGCCGGGCUCCUGGUGGAGGGACACGAGGAGGACAUGGCGGGGGAGUUUCCGCGGCUCCCCGAGCUCGACCCCCUGGGGGACGCUGUGCUCCCCGCCGCGCCGGCCCCGCAGGCCUUCAACGUGCACUUCCUGUCCCCACUGCGGACUCCGCACGGGAGCCCCGCCGUCGUGCCCCUGGGCGCCUGGGCACGGGAAGGAGCGGCCCACGCCGGUGUCCGCGUGAUUCCAGUGGAAGUGAAGGAAGGAGGGGGCGCUAUCCCAAGUGAGAUUGCGGAGGAGGCCGUGCGGCAGACCCCUCUUUCCCAGGAAGCCCGCCUGUUCCCAUCGUCGCAGGAGGCAGAGGGCGCCUCUGUCGGCUCGCACAAGGACGCCAGCCCCCUGGUGCUGUGCCAGCUGAGAGGGGGGACGCCGACGCUGCGCAUAGACAGCUCUGGCGCGGGCGAUCUCAGGGCCCUGCGCUGGGCCCCUCCGGAGGAAGGCCGCAAUGACCCUCCCCCGCCAGAUGGCCCUAGACCAGUGACUGCUUUAGUAGGACAACUUUUGCCAGUACCGGCAAAAUUAAACCUCAUUACGCAGCAACUCGGUGACGGGGCCCCGCCAUCCACAGUCAGCGGGCCUGCCUUCCCCGCGGGAUCGGCUCUCGCAGGACCGCCCAAGGCAGCUGCGGCGGGGUAA
Messenger RNA from Pteronotus mesoamericanus, 921 nucleotides. It is a transcript of the gene TESMIN, whose product is annotated as testis expressed metallothionein like protein. Lineage: Eukaryota; Metazoa; Chordata; Mammalia; Chiroptera; Mormoopidae. The transcript is spliced from 5 exons. The coding region runs from base 1 to 921 and encodes 306 amino acids. The record is from RefSeq and is a predicted model, not a curated record.